ACUGCGAGCGCAAGGUUCACACAACCUCCCCAGCAGCUGUUGAGCGGGACCCAAUGCGACUUUACGCAGUAUCGACAUGCGACAAACAGCCAAAAUGUAAAGGAUAAGCAGCUGUUCACCGCUUCCAGAAAGUAGGUGUGCGUGAAGGGGAAAAAAUGUGCACCAGCCUUUCAAAUAUGCUCAAAGUAGCAGUUGCGCAGCACGGACGUGCAGUGACCAGUGCGUAAAAGUGAGACGAAGAGGACAGAGAUAAAAGUUCUGCGCUGGCUGAGAAGUUGACUCGGAUGAGAUGGAUGCGUCAGUGAACCUCUGGGAAUUCGCGAAAGGCUGACAACUUAAAGAAAACCUUAUUAGUUAUUGUUUUCCGGAUCUGAUUGCAGGGCGGAAAGUGCAGCGAGGCUGCUGAUACUGGACAAGCUCAUGAGUUGAAUUAGUCUUGUGUGCAGACUUUAUGUAAGAAGUAGGACAACGCCGCCCUACUAGUUCUGUCCGUCAUGCGUAAAGACGUUUUGCCAUCCAGCAUCUUGUUAUGACUGCAUUCAGCUCCGUAGGCUUAAAUUUCUAAAUAACGUUGCAGCUUUCUGAUGCCACUGCUCCACUGGGAGUUAGUGAGAAGUUUUUGCAUCAUACCGUCUACCUCCUAUCAACAUGGACCAGAGAUCUGAGUGCACUGUGGCCAACAGCUGCCCGGUCGGGGACAGCAUUAAUCUCAGCGUGCUUAACUGGGAACAAGUGCAGCGGCUGGACACCAUCCUCACCGGCUCCAUUCCUAUCCACGGCCGCUGGAGCUUCCCGACCUUAGAGGUGAAGCCUCGGGAUAUCGUCAAGGUGGUCCGGAGCCGCAUGGAGGAGAAGCGAAUACAUGUCCGCGAGGUGCGACUGAAUGGAUCAGCGGCCAGCUACGUCCUGCACGAGGACAGCGGUCUGGGAUGGAAAGAUCUCGACUUGAUAUUCUGUGCCGAUCUGAAGGGAGAAUUGGAGUUUCAAGUAGUGAAAGAGUUAGUUCUGGACUCUCUUCUAGAUUUCUUGCCUGAGGGAGUGAAUAAAGAGAAGAUCACACCAGUUACUUUAAAGGAGGCUUAUGUGCAAAAGAUGGUGAAGGUGUGUAACGACUCAGAUCGCUGGAGUCUCAUCUCGCUCUCCAACAAUCGUGGCAAGAACGUGGAGCUCAAGUUUGUGGACUCUCUUCGACGGCAGUUUGAGUUCAGUGUGGAUUCUUUCCAGAUUCGCCUGGACUCCCUCCUCCUCUUCUAUGAGUGCUCCGAGCACCCCAUGGCGGCCACCUUUCAUCCCACAAUACUUGGGGAGAGCGUCUAUGGUGAUUUCCCGACAGCCCUCGAUCAUCUGCGCAAGCGACUCAUCUGCACUAGGAGUCCCGAGGAGAUUCGGGGUGGAGGCUUGCUGAAAUACUGCCACCUGUUGGUUCGAGGUUUCCGCGCAGCAUCUAACGCUGAGAUGAAACUGUUGCAGCGUUACAUGUGCUCACGCUUCUUUAUCGAUUUCCCCGAUGUUAGCGAGCAGAGGAGAAAGCUUGAGUCCUAUCUGCAGAACCACUUUGUGGACCUAGAGGACAGGAAGUAUGACUAUUUGGCCACGCUGUACAAUGUGGUGCAGGAGAGCACUGUGUGCCUGAUGGGACAUGAGAGACGACAGACGCUCAGCCUCAUCUCAUCGCUGGCACUUCGUGUCCUGGCCGAGCAGAACGCCAUUCCCAAUGCUGCCAAUGUCACAUGUUUCUACCAGCCGGCCCCUUAUGUCUCAGAUGGCAACUUCAGUAACUAUUAUGUAGCGCAGGUUCAGCCUGUCUACUCUUGUCCACCUUCACCUCCUCAGCACUACCUUCCUCCUUUGCAGCAUCCCAUGUAUGCCACCUGGUUGCCCUGUAACUAAACUUUGUGUAAACCCAUGAAAUUUUGCAUAACUGGUGGUGCUCAUGUCCAUGCAAAGGAGAAGUGAUGAUCUUUUUGUCUCUUCCUUGAGAUAGGAAGUUGAGGGGAAUAACAGAAGGCAAACAGGGAUCAUAUCACAAGAGAAAUGAUUGUUAGAAGGGGAUUGAGGACAAGGAGACUGGAUCAAGAGAGAAAACAAUUCCCAGGUUCAGGUGCCACAGCAGGAGGAGCUGAGACAUCAGUGAGAGAGACAGAUUUAUCAGUUUGUGUGUUUAGAAGACUAAACCACAGCCACAGUGUCGUCAACAUCCCAAACAAGUUCCUUUUGAGCUCUGAGUUGCAACUUGUGAGAAAAUUGGACAUUUGAUACAUUGAACUUGAAUAUUCUAGUCUUCUUCAUAUUACAAAUCAAAACAGAUGCUCCUGUGCUACCACAAAGAGCUGCAGAAGACCCUCAUGAUGUUCUGAAAUACUUUCAAUGUGCACUGUAUAUAUAUAUAUAUAUAUAUAUGUGCGUGCGUGCGUGUGUGUAUGUGUCUCCUUCAACAGACAAUGCAAAAAAAAAAAAGGAACUGGAUACUGUUUACAAUUUUAAAGAGCUUUCUGAAUUUUGAGAAGCAAAAAUUAAACAACAAAACAAUGCAUGCUUUAUUUCUGUACAGAAAUAUUUUUCAAGUGCCUAGAUCAAGCCCAAAGGGAAAAAAAAAAAGUUUUUGUGAUUCUUUAUCAUAGAGGUUGUGAUGUCUCUGACAUUUUUAACGUGACUAUGAAUGUAUUUAGGGUCUGAGAGUGUCCCAGUACUGAGUAGGGGUUUUUUACACAGAGGGAGGUAUUGGACCAGCUGGUAAUUUUAACAGUGUUUAGCCAAAGGCUCUACUCUUAUCAGCAGCUCUGCAAGUACACACUCAGAUUACCAAAGAGGAAGUAACAACAUAAUCUCAUCUUCUACAGAAAGACGUGGGGGUUGGAUGAAAAAAAAAUACCAGAGUAAAAUAGAUGUUAAGAGAAAAGUAUGCUGAGAAGGAGAAGUUUGAAUGCAACAUUUAAAAGAGGCUGAACUAUUGUUUCCAUUGCAAAGUAAGUGGAAUUAAUCCACAGCCUGACAACCAAAGAAAUUAGUUGUCUCAGAGAAAAAAUCGUUUAGGGAAGAAAUGCUAGAAAAAAAUGCAUGCCCCUUGCAAAAUACAGCUUCCUCAUUGCAUGUCAUGCAGUGCUGCUGUGUAGUUAAAUGCAAAGAGACACAUCUAAAAGAAAAAUAACUCUAGCUUACUUAAAGACACCCUGUGGAGUUUUCUUGUAAACAGUAAAAACUAAUGUUUACAUCUUUAGUACAUCUUUAAAACACUAAUGCCCUUUACAUGCCAAGUCUGCAUUUUCCACAUGUGUUGGUUUCUUUUUCUCUCCUUCACUAUCUCAUCUGAGAGCUAAAGCAUGGAGACUAGGUGAUAAGGGAGCUGUGGAGGUAUCCUGAUUCUUUCCAGCUGUGUUUAUGUAUGUCAGGGGUCUAGUUUGAUACCCAUUAGUAAUACUGGAAAUGCAAAUUUCCAUGAACCAAUCAGCCCUGUAUUUGUUGCAUUUGUUGUUUGAUGCUGGGAAUUAAAGUGAAUUAGUAUUUCAAGCUAUGUUUGUGUUGUGGCUCUGAGCACUCAAAUUACUGGCAAAAAAAAAAUUCAAAUGAUCCAAAAACUAACCUGUUCUGAAAAUUGUAAUAACCUGAAAGUUUCACAGUUGGUGUAUUUCGGGUGACAAAUGUGGACUUAGUGUGUAAAGACCUCAAGUCUUAGUAAAAGCAAAUGCACUGAAAUGAUAGCUGCCCAUCAGCAACAAAGCAUGAAAACCACAGCAGGGUGUUGACACACGGAAAUCAGAAAAAAACCUCUGUUGGGUAAUUUUAAAUUUCAUGUUUAACAUGAGGCAAAGCAACUAUAUUUGUAUAUUAAAGCAGCAAGGUGAAUCAGUUUUCAGAAAGUGACACUGAAAAGUUGCAAUACACCUAAAACACAUAUUUUAUAUAAUUCUUGUCAAUUAUCUCCAACAUUUUCAUACCUAUUAAACAUUUGGCAGUUUAAAGGCAUUUUUCCAUUAUUUAUGCACUGUAAAAGCAGACUGUUUCAAUACAUGAGAGAAUAAAUGAAAAGGUUGAGAAUACAAGUUGAAUAAGGGGUGGAGGUGGGAUUGUAUUUGCAGGACGAAUCCUUACUGUUUGAAACCAAAGGAGCCUAAGAGAUUAUUUAAAAUAAUUUCGUGAUGCAUAUGUUAUCCUCUCCUACAACAGACAGCAUUUAAAUUGAACCCCAGCCAGGAAAUAAUGUAGAAAACGUAGAGUGUGUGAUGAUAUGGAUAACUGAAUUGGAAUAACACAUGUUGGCUAUGAUUCUGGAUAGAUGUUUGUGGUGAUCAUGAGAAUAACAGGUGUACAUUUUCAGCUUUAAACACACUCGGCAUAUUCUCUCAAACAUGUCAGAUCUCCUAUUUUUCUAUUUCACAAUCUCUAUUUUUGCACAGUUUGUGUUGAGCUGAUGUAGCGGGCAGAGCCAAAGCUGUGUGAGUAUUUUUUGUGGCGUGUGCGAAUUUGUGUUAUAUUUUGGCUGAUGAAGAGCAACGCAGGUGGACUUGGUGGUUAUAUUGAGUUUAUUUUUGUUAGUUUGUUUUCACUCUGUGUGUGCUCUGAGCUGUUUUCUGUGGAUAUGUUGCUGCUCUAAAGAGAUUGAUUGUUUCUCAGAGAUUUAACAGCGAUGGCAUGAAAAUAUUGAUCUGAUUAUUGUUGUGUCAAGUUGACCGACUUGCUAAUUAAAAGCAAAAGAGACCA
Messenger RNA from Melanotaenia boesemani (Boeseman's rainbowfish), 4698 nucleotides. Its product is annotated as terminal nucleotidyltransferase 5A-like. Gene Ontology annotation, molecular function: RNA binding; poly(A) RNA polymerase activity. NCBI's taxonomy places the organism in Eukaryota, Metazoa, Chordata, Actinopteri, Atheriniformes, Melanotaeniidae. The coding region runs from base 649 to 1890 and encodes 413 amino acids. Gene Ontology annotation, biological process: mRNA stabilization. The transcript has 2 exons. The record is from RefSeq and is a predicted model, not a curated record.